AACUGAUUCCUUGAAUAGCAGAGCAGCCUAUUAUAGUAUCUAAUCUAUUUCUAUAACCCUGGAAAAAUAUUGUCAGUACUCCAGGAAUCCUGAUUUGUUCAGUGACCAGGAAGUAUGUUUCGGAUGCUUUUGAGUUUUACUAAACCAUAGCCUUCCCAAUUGCCUUUAAAGGACUAUGUACCCCCAUCUAAAUAUGGGCAUGAGCUCGCGUUGGAUUUCAAGGAAUGUCCGAGCACCACAAACCAGGGCUGAUAGUCCAUCGCCCUGCUCCUCGAGUUUCUUUCAACAUCCAGAAAGGCUUCAAUUUGACUCCUUUUUGUCCUCCAUCUACUAUUUCUAUUAUAUUCACAUUUGACUGGUAAAGUAAGUCAAAAACGCACGGAUAACGUUAUCUUCAGCAUAUUCUUCUGAAAUCUGCGUUAAUACUGACAGCGACCAUGUCCAGGAGGAAAGUGAAGGGACUCACUAAAACCGGCAGACAGGUGAGUGAGGACCCGGAACUCGACAGUUUACUGUCAAACCUGUCGACUGCAGAAAUGGAAGAGUUGGAGAAAGAGGUGUCGGUUGUUCCCGAUCCAGAUCCGAGUGAAAUUAUCGUUGUGGACCAAACGGAUUUAAAACCAAGCGCUCCGGUUAGAAAGGAAUCGCAACUGAGCAGCCAGACCGACGACUUCAAAUCCCGCUUCCAGAGAAACCUGUCAACUGAGGUAGAGCCGAAGAAGGAGAGCCGGAAGCAAGAGUAUCUGCGUAAAAUGGGCCUGAGCCAAGAGAAAAAUAUCUCUGCGUCUGACAGCAGAGAUGGAGGACUUCAGAGGACGUCCUCCACCUCUUCCUUCCCUAAACGUGAUAGUAGAUUGGAGGACAGGACCCGCAGAGUCACAGAAGGCACCAGAGAUGAAAAAUUCGGCCCAUCUGCUGUUUCCAAGAGAGACGAGGAGAUUGAGAAAAAAAAUGAGACAAAGGACCAAAACGAUGGGAGUAGAUUAAGAGACAGAAGAGAGAUGAGAGAAAGUAGCAGCAGCAAAACCAAAGAAUUAAUUUCCAAGCUUCAAGAGAAGAAGGAGGAUAGUAAAGAGAAAAAUAAAAAAGAAGACAGAGGGAAGAGGGAAUCUGGAGAAAGUAGAGCAAAGGAGAUGAUUUCUAGGAUACAAGAGAAAGAGGAGAAGGAACGGGAGAAAAAGGAAGAGAUUAGAAAGAGAGAGGAGACUAAGAGUAAAGGCUAUAUAUCCAGGUUAGAGGAGAAUCAAAAUCAGGUUCAUGAAGACAAGACGAAAGAAGAGAAUAAGCACAGGGAUGAAAAACAAAUAAGGUCAAGCGAAAAGGUAAAAGAGACUACUGCAUUGUCUGAAAAUAAAGAGAAAGAAUCUGAAAAUGUGAAAAGGCUUCAGGAAUGCAAUGCAAAAUCAAGUGACAAAGGAAGAGGGGAUGUUCAGAAACACAAUGAAAAUGUAAAUGAAGUUCAUAAACCAAAAGAAGAGAAAAUUGAAAACUGUGUCUCGGACACUAUUUUGAAAGGUAAGACCAAAGAGGAGGAAGAAGAUGACGAGUCAGCCAGCAUGUUUGAUGAAGAUCUGGAGAAAGUUCGUCGUAAUGACCCAGGCAUGACUGAUCUCAACGUGAACAAUUCUGAGGUCAUAAAAACCAAAACUCUUAUUCAGUUCUCUGAGGCAUUGAAAAACAACACGCACAUCAAAGCAUUUUCUUUGGCAAACUGUCGCGCUGAUGACCAUGUGGCUUACGCUAUUGCUGACACCUUACGCAACAACAAAAGCAUCACUAGCAUCAAUCUGGACUCCAAUCUUCUUACUAGCAAAGGCAUCAUGUCUCUGAUUCAAGCCCUUCAACACAACUCCACACUCACUGAGCUACGUUUCCACAACCAGCGACACAUUAUCGGAGGAAAAUCUGAGAUGGAGAUGACCAAAAUUUUGAAAGAAAAUACCACUCUACUAAAACUAGGUUAUCACUUUGAGUUAGCUGGACCUCGUAUGACCAUGACCAAUAUUCUUAGUCGGAAUAUGGACCGUCAGCGGCAAAAACGGCUCCAAGAGCAGAAGCAAGCUCAAGCACAAGGAGCUGGAGACAAGAAAGAUUCAUUAGGAGUUCCAAAACCCAGCUUUGGUAAAGGCUCCCCCAGAGCAUCACCAAUACCUUCACCCAUACCGUCACCUGCUCCGUCACCCAAGUUGACUCAUAAGAAAAGGGUAAGUGGGCUUGUUGGUGGACCACCACCUCCUCCACCACCACCUGGAGGACCACCGCCACCUCCACCACCAAUGCUAGACGGAGACUUUCUGAAGAACUCCUUAACGCCUGUGUCUCAGAGGAAGCUGGACGACAGGAGUGGAGGAAGAGGAGCAGCUCAAAACACACGGGACCAACUUCUAGCUUCCAUUAGGAACAGCAAUGUUAAGCAGCUCAAAAAGGUUGCAGUACCAAAGCUUUUGCAGUAAGUGCAAAGAGAUAGAUGUGGAUAAAGAAAAAGCCAGGAAUGAAAGGACAGACAUCUCACAGACCUUGAGAAGAUCAUCGCUCAGAAUCUUCCAUACAGAGUCUUACUACAGUUAAGAGGACAGGCAAAGACUGGUAUAUAUAUAUAUAUAUAUAUGGGGAUAUUCACAGCUUCUGGCCAAGAGUCUUUGUACAAAUACACUGGACGAUAGGAAGACAUGAAAGUGUGGCGCAGUCAUGGGUGCUCAGAGGAUCCGAUGGCCUAUGGGACUGCAGACGUGAGGCCUUGCUUGUCAUUUGCACUAAAUGAAUAAUUUCUAAUGAUAGAUUUAUGAAUGUGUGUUUGGUACAGUGUGUGUGUGGAUGUUUGUGUCUGAAUUAGAAUGGCAUCUGAAUUAAACAGCUGGAUGUUAUCCUACAUUAUUAAAAAUAUCAGUGAAUUAACAGGUAACAUGAUUUUGUAUUUCAUUAUGGGAUCUGUAACUUCCAACAACUUUUGAUGUUAAAAUGUUUUUGAAAAGUGACUUUUAUUGCCAUUUAUAAAAGUUUAUAGUAACAUAUUGUCUGGGUUGAUGUUGUAAAUGAUGGUAUAAUAACCUGGUAAUAAACUGUGAGUACUUUUUUGCUAUUUUACGUACAUAUUUCUCUCUAUUUUAUUUCUUACAACUACUAAAAUGUCAAUGAAAGUCGCAUUGUUAAACUGCAGUGUUGAAUUAUUUUCAACAUCAAAAGUUGACUGCAGAGAUCAACAGUCCCAUAAUGCAAUUGAUAAUCAUAAACAGGAAAAUCUUGUGAAUCGCAAAAUACCUGAAAAAAAAAGCCUGGUAAAUAACAUAUUACUUUUACAGUGUAGUAUUCAAGUUAUAUCUGAAUAAAAGCUCUUGCUGAUCAGGGAAAAAUGAUUCGAAUCAGAAAUCACAUAAACAAAGGUGUUGUUUCCAAUACACUCUACUUUGAAUGAGUGAGUAAAAGAGAACAGGAUUACAGAAAGGGAUGGAUGAUCAGAUCUAUGUGAAUAUGACUUCGAACACAUACAGUAUUUAUUUUGAUCUGAGUUCCUCGUUAAGCUUUUAUGUAAUUCAUUGAGUAUAUACAUGUUAAUCGCUACCAAUUGUGAUUAAAUAUUUUGCAUUUGUAAUUUAUUAAAUGAUAUCAAAACAGUUUUUACUUUGGGAAUGGAAGCAAUGUCAGCACAAAUAUUUGCAUGUGCCUCACAUGCUUUGAAACCAGUUGCGUAUAUUUUUUAUGCUUGUACAAAACGAUCUCAGUUUCUUAAGAAUGCAGGAUGCAGGAUAUUGAACAUGAAUUCACUGUUCUAUUUUCAGGUUUCAGCUGGGAGAAUUGAUGGAGUAAUUCCAUUUGUUUUAUUUAGAAAACAAAGUGUUUUUUGGAUGUAUCUUGUUAAAGAUGUUAUUGGUCCAAGAAAGACACCCGGGUUGUGUGAUUUUAUUUUAUUACUUCCAGGUCAUUGUCAGAAUAAUUUUUGUGUCUCUUUUAAUAAUGUUUUCUUUGUUAAUGUCUC
Molecule: messenger RNA, 3973 nt
Organism: Danio rerio (zebrafish)
Lineage: Eukaryota; Metazoa; Chordata; Actinopteri; Cypriniformes; Danionidae
Source: RefSeq, a predicted model, not a curated record